This is a messenger RNA of Paramuricea clavata, 327 nucleotides long. The record is from the annotation of a GenBank genome assembly. NCBI's taxonomy places the organism in Eukaryota, Metazoa, Cnidaria, Anthozoa, Malacalcyonacea, Plexauridae.
AUGGUAAUUUUACGGAAUGACAAUUCACGACGCACAUUUUGGAAAUUGGCUAAAGUGGAAAUGUUGCUUCCCAGUAGCGAUGGCACAGUACGGUCAGCUAAAGUUAUGGUUAACGGUGAAAGCGGUAAACGGAUCACAUUACGGCGACCAAUACAGUAUUUGAUUCCCCUCGAAGUACAGGCAAGUGCGACGGACGACAGCCGUGUCCAGAGCCGUGCGGAUCAGCAGAACACAGAAAUAAAAGAUAACGACCAACUACAAAGACGAACACCGAGACGUAAGGCAGCUGUAGUUGGCGAAAUCGUAAGAAGACAACUUAGUUCGUGA